Molecule: messenger RNA, 774 nt
Organism: Elaeis guineensis (African oil palm)
Lineage: Eukaryota; Viridiplantae; Streptophyta; Magnoliopsida; Arecales; Arecaceae
Source: RefSeq, a predicted model, not a curated record
AUGGGGCUUCGAGCGGGCGAGCUAAGGCUGACCCACCAAUUGUAGCCCUGCGCAACAAAUGUUCGAGGCGGACGCCGCGCCGUGCCGUCUCUCGUCCGUCAGCACGGCGGUAUGCGGAGGCUUUCGCUCUCGCUCCGAGGUCUCCCCUCUUUGGGGCGCAGGGGCUUAAUCUCCCAGCCUCACGAGGCCAACACCGCCGUUCCCGAGGCGCCGCCGCCCCGCCCCUACCGUCGUCCGCCUUCUGCCGGGAUCUCGCGGUGGCGCUCCGACGUCCUUGGAUCCUCUAUUCUUCAAUUCCACAACAAGAAGCCCCUACUGGCCGGAACAAGUGAUGUCACAACUGCUUCAUCGCGGCGCUUCUCUUCGAUCAAUGAAAGAGGUAAUUAUAUUUAUCAAGCUGCUGAGGCUCUGCACCAAGCAGGUGCAAUCACUAUUGUUAAUUCUAUACCGAAUUCCUCCGAGUAUGCUGAGGUUGAAAUGUACAAGAACAACCUACUUGGGAGGUUUCAAGAACUAAAACAUGAUAUCGUUGCAUUAGAGGGAAAAAGCAAUUGAUUGAUGCAUCAGUUUCAAGUUCUCUCAUUUUAGUGCUGAUGCAUAACUGUAUUUACACAGCAUGGAAAUAACUCAUUGGCCAUUUUUGUUACCAUGAGUCUUUGAGAACCCUAAAUUGUAUCUGAAGAUGAUUGUUACUUUAAGAGGCUGCGUCCGUGCAUUGCAUGGAUUAUGAGGGCUUCAUCAGAAUGUACAUUGUUGACAUUGAUUUUUGUUGUC